AUGCUACAACGAAACAUAGCACUACGUUCCAUCCAGGGGGCUAGAGGGGUUAGAUUAUAUUCAAGCAAGUCACAAGAGUCUGUUAACAGCUCGCCGCUUUCUUCUCACGCCUAUAUCGACGACGAUAUUCUUUCGUUAGUGAGCAAACAGAAGAUUGCUGACCACCUUGAAGAUUUGGGCCCAUACCCAUCAUACUCGCUGAUCUUGACUCCCCAGCACUUCUUUCAGAAUGAAGUAUUGAUGAAAUACUCCGAAAAACUGCCCCACCCAGUGUCUUUGAGGCAAUUGGCUGGCUACGGUAAGGCUCUUACCAAACAGAAGAUUCUUGCAUCGGCCAAUUUCGUCAGACUAGAGCUUCCCAUUCGUUUGGCAAUGAGAAUCAGAGACUUACAGACGCUUCCAUUUGGCGUGGUUAACAAUUUCCAUCUUGCCCAGAUCUACGAGAGUUACUACCAUCUGUUUAAUGCUUUCCGUAAGAUCCCCAAUAUCACCACUGCAGCAGAGAAUGAAAAGUUCUGCGAGGAUAUUAGCAUUCUUUUAGACCAACACGUGUUUAACUUGUCCCACUUGAUGAUGGGAGCGUUAGAGGUUUCCAUCUUGGAGAGCUUACCUCAGCCGGAGCUUGACGCUUUCAUGAGUUCCAUGCUUCGAUCCAGAAUCAGUAGAAGAGUCAUUGUCGAGGAGCACUUGUCUCUUACUGAAAUCUAUAAAAAGCAUCCAUACCAAAGGAAAUCUCCCGAUUACAUUGGUGAGAUUUUCCAUCAGUGCAAUGCAGCUGAACACUUUAAGAUGGUCCAUGAGUUGGUCAAGGAUUCUUCCUUGGACGCGUUCCCAGAACGGGACCUCAUGCCUGAUUUGGUUGUUGAAGGAGAUACCUCGUUGAGCUUCCCGUUCAUGGUGCCUCAUUUACAUUACUUGUUUGGUGAAAUCCUCAGAAACUCGUUAGAAGCUACCAUCACCACUCAUGGCCACACACAGAAGAAACUCCCACCUAUAAGAGUUACAAUCAUAGAUUCCAAGAAGCUGGUCACUUUCAGAAUCUCAGAUCAAGGUGGUGGAAUCAGCCACGACAAACUCAAGUCGAUCUGGUCCUUUGGUAAGUCUCCCAGCCAUGCCAGAAAGAGUCUUGCCAAUUUCCAUUCCAUUCCAGAUCUCCAAAUGUACUCUAACUUGCAAGUCACGCCAGCAGGGUCAUCCAUUAUCCAACCACAAGACAGACUUCAAGGCACAUCUAUGGCAGAAACAUCACCUGAAACGAAGAAGUCAACCUUAGACAGGUUGAUCAACAGAAACUACAAGUUCAAGCUUGGUCUCGGCUUACCCAUGUGCAAAGUGUACGCCGAUUACUGGAACGGAAACCUCAGCAUGAACUCCAUCGAAGGCUACGGCAGCGAUACCUGUCUCGAGUUGAGUAAGCUCGGUUUCCAUUCAAACGUCAUACAGUUAGAUAGAGCGUAG
This is a messenger RNA of Candidozyma haemuli, 1458 nucleotides long. Its product is annotated as alpha-ketoacid dehydrogenase kinase family protein. NCBI's taxonomy places the organism in Eukaryota, Fungi, Ascomycota, Pichiomycetes, Serinales, Metschnikowiaceae. Bases 1 to 1458 code for a protein of 485 amino acids. The record is from RefSeq and is a predicted model, not a curated record. Gene Ontology annotation, biological process: regulation of glucose metabolic process; protein phosphorylation. Gene Ontology annotation, molecular function: pyruvate dehydrogenase (acetyl-transferring) kinase activity. Gene Ontology annotation, cellular component: mitochondrion. The transcript has a single exon.